Molecule: messenger RNA, 1344 nt
Organism: Prionailurus viverrinus (fishing cat)
Lineage: Eukaryota; Metazoa; Chordata; Mammalia; Carnivora; Felidae
Product: olfactory receptor 1G1-like
Exons: 5
Coding region: 1-1344 (447 amino acids)
Biological process (GO): G protein-coupled receptor signaling pathway
Cellular component (GO): membrane
Molecular function (GO): olfactory receptor activity; G protein-coupled receptor activity
Source: RefSeq, a predicted model, not a curated record
AUGUCUUCUCAAAGAGUCAGUGGGAGAGCAAACCCAAUCUCCUUCCUGGAAGUGUCAGAGACUGAGGCUGGCCAGCAUGUCCAGGAAACCAGAAACCAAACCAGCGUCUCUGACUUCCUGCUUCUGGGCUUCUCUGCACACCCUGAGCAGCAGCCUCUCCUGUUCGGACUCUUCCUGGGCAUGUACCUGGUCACCGUGUUGGGGAACCUGCUCAUCAUCAUGGCCAUUGGUUCUGACCAGCACCUCCACACCCCCAUGUACUUCUUCCUGGCCAACCUGUCCUUCGUUGAGACCUGCGUCACCUGCACCAUUGUCCCCAAGGUGCUGGCAAACAUCCUGACACAGCGCCACACCAUCUCCCACACUGGGUGCCUCGUGCAGAUGUACUUCUUCAUGGCGCUGACCCUGCUGGAUGACUUCCUGCUGGCCGUGAUGGCAUAUGACCGCUACGUGGCCAUCUGCCUUCCUCUCCACUACACCACGAUCAUGCGUCCCCAGCGCUGCCUGCUGCUGGUCGCCGCAUCCUGGCUCUGCUCCCACCUCCUGGCUUCCUCGCUCACCCUCCUCAUGUCUCAGUUCUCCUUCUGUGCCUCUCAUGCCAUCCCACACUUUUUCUGUGAUCUUCUCCCUCUCCUCAAACUUGCCUGUUCAGACACCCAGAUCUUUCAGGUCAUGAUGUUUGCUGAAGCAGCCCUCUCAGGUGUGGUCCCUCUCACCUGUGUCCUGGUCUCUUAUGCCCACAUCAUGCACACAGUUCUCAGGAUUCCCUCUGCUGGGGGGAAACACAAAGUCUUCUCGACCUGUGGCUCUCACCUGUCAGUGGUUACUCUCUUCUACGGGACGCUCUUUCUGGUGUAUUUCCAGCCCUCAUCCACCUAUUCAGCAGAAAUAGGAAUGGUGGCAUCUGUAGUAUAUACGAUGGUCACCCCCUUGCUGAACCCCUUUAUCUACAGCCUGAGGAACAGGGACAUGAAAGGGGCCCUAGGUAAACUUGGGGAGAGAGAAGCCGAAGGUCUCAACAGCACCUUGCUCUCUCAGGGCUGUGACCUUGACACCGGCUCCCACUGUGGGAACAAGGGCAGAGCUACAUUCCGAGGAGAGGAGAGGACAUACUGCAUUCCAUCCAUGGGGACUGGGCUCCAAUUAGAAAAGUGUGACUCCAUGGUAGAGCCAGGCCCCGGUCAGGACCAGGGCUACGAGGAUGGAUCCAAGCAGCACGUCACCCCAGGGAAAACCAGGAAGGCCAUCUGGUCAUCUGAACGGUCUUAUCACUGGCACUGCUGGGACUCAGGGGACCACGAAGCAGAAGGGCCAGCUGGGAGGUUGGACAAUCGCCCCACCUAG